This is a messenger RNA of Diplodia corticola, 1485 nucleotides long. RefSeq names its product nitrosoguanidine resistance protein sng1. Gene Ontology annotation, cellular component: membrane. The coding region runs from base 1 to 1485 and encodes 494 amino acids. The record is from RefSeq and is a predicted model, not a curated record. NCBI's taxonomy places the organism in Eukaryota, Fungi, Ascomycota, Dothideomycetes, Botryosphaeriales, Botryosphaeriaceae. The transcript has a single exon.
AUGGCUUCCGAAGUCCGAUCCAGCAAGACGUCAACCUCAUCCAACGCACCAACCAUGGUCGAUCAGAAAGAGUUCUGGCGUGGCCGCAAGAAACAGUUCGGCAUUGCCGUUGGCGCCUCCUUCGUCCUAAUCCAGCUACUCUUCCUCACCACCCUCUGCUACCUCUUCGGCUCCAUCUACCGCCAAGGCACCCGCAUCCACAACCUCAAGGUUCUCGCUGUCGACUACGAUGGCGGCAUCAUCGGCCAAAGCCUCCGUGGCGCCUAUGAGAACCUCGCCGCGCCCUCUUUUCCCGGCCUCGAGUUCAAGAGCACCGAAGACGGCUACGCCGAAGUGUCUGAUGUAGUCGAGGCGGUGCGGCGCGGCGACUACUGGGCAGCCGUCUACACUCACGCCGGCGCCUCGACCCGCCUGUCUGCGGCCCUCGCCGGCGGCGACGACGCAUCGACCUACAACUCCUCCGCCGCCGUGACCUACGUCUGGAACGAGAUCCGCUACGCCACCGUCGCUGCGGGCUCCAUCAAGGGCAACAUGGAGACCCUCAUCUCCGUCUCCCGCGCCGUCUACACGCGCCUCAACGGCACCGCCGCGCUCAGCUCCCUCGCCCAGACCGACCCGGCCGCCGUCGCGGCCUACCUCAACCCGAUCCAAGCCUCCUCCAUCAACAUCAAGCCCUCCCCGCAGGCCGCCAAGACCGUGUACAACACGAUCCCCAUGGUCAUGGGCAUCAUCAUGCAAUUCUUCUUCCUCAUGGCCGUCAACGGCGUCGCGUCGUCCCUCCAGCUCUACUCGCACCUCCCCUUCGCGCAGAACCUGCUCGUGCGCGCCGCGCUGUCGCUCGUCUACACGCUCGUCGGCGCGCUGUGCCAGUCGGCGUACUUCUGGGCCUUCCGGGAGUCGCGGGAGCAACCCGGGUCCGUGUUCGCGCUCGUGUGGAUGUGCCUGUGGCUGUACCAGCACGUGCAGUUCCUCGUCUUCGACGUCGCCACCACCUUCAUCCCCCUCAGCUUCGUGCCCUUCUUCGUGCUGUCGUGGGUCAUCGCCAACGUCACCAGCACCAUCGCCCCGUUCGAGCUCGCCCCGGCUUUCUACCGCUGGGCGUACGCCCUGCCCGCCCACGAGACGUGGCUGGUGCUCAUGACCAUCUGGUCCGGUGGCGCGGUCAACAGGUUGUAUCGCGCGCUGCCCAUCAUGUUUGCGUGGGUCGCCGUCAUGGCGCCGUGCGCGUUCGUCGCGUUGCGGUGGCGGUGCAAGAAGGCGGUCGAGGCGGCGGCGGAGGAGGCGGAGAGGAAGGAGAAGGAGAGGGCGGAGAUCGUCAGGAAGGAAGUGGGUGAUUUGCAGGAACGGAAGGAGAAGGACCGAGCUGGUCAUCCUGACGCGGACGGGGCUGCUUCGGAGGAGAUGGAGGGUAGGAGGGAGUUGGAGUACUUCCCGAGCGUGCCGACGCCGUUUGAGAAUACGCUGAGGAAGGUGUUUUCGGCUUGA